AUACCUUCUCUCUCUCUCUCUCUCUCUCUCUUUCUCUCUCUAAGAGCAUUCCGCCAUCUUUAUCUCCUUUCUCUCGCGUCCCCUGUUCGUUCGUCAUCAGAGAAAGCCUGCAGAUGCAUCGACCCAUCCCAGCCACGAGCGAGAAUUCUCGCCGAUCGCCUCACCACCUUCGUGUCUGAUCGUUUUCUUGAUCCACCCACGUCACUGAAUCGCUGAAUUCCUUCCGGGUUCCCCCCUGUUCGGAUUCCCUCUCUCUGCCUUUCUCUCUCUAGAGAUAAGCAGCAGCAGCUCGCAUCCGUCAAAAAGCUGCGGAAUUCUGAGAUUCUUGGGGUACCCUUUUCCGUGUUUGAAUCGAGGAGCCAAAUCGGAUCGAGAAACCACCCAAGAACGAUACGAUGUCGUCAUCCCUGAUCUCGCCGAACCCGAUCCCGACGAGCAGCCCCGCUACGGCCGGCGGCGGCGACCGCUCGCGGGAGGCUAAGACGAGGAGGAGGAAGAAGAAGGCUCAGGCUCAAGCCCAGGCUCAGUCCAAGGGCCGGAGCCAGUCCUCCAAGUGGAAGUCCCAUGCCCAGCAGCAGAUCUUCUCCUCCAGCCUCCUCCAGGCCCUGGCGCAAUCCCGGCGCGGCGCCGGCGGCGGAGGGGGAGGAGGAGGGGGCGGCGGCGGCGGCGGGAGGGCCGUCCGCGAGGCGGCGGACAGGGCCCUGGCGGCGUCGGCCAAGGGGAGGUCGCGGUGGAGCCGGGCCAUCCUGGCGGGCCGGAUCAGGAUCAGCAAGUUCAGGAAGCGGAAGAGGCCCGCGGCUGCGGUGGCGGCUGCGGCGGCCGGCAGGUCGAGGAAGCCGAGGGUGAGCGUGUCGAGGCUGAGGGGGAAGGGGAUGCCGGCCGUGCAGAGGAAGGUGAGGGUCCUCGGCCGGCUGGUCCCCGGCUGCCGGAAGGAGCCGUUGCCGGUGAUACUCGAGGAAGCCACCGACUACAUCGAGGCUCUGGAGAUGCAGGUCAGGGCUAUGAGCGAGCUCGCUCGGCUCCUCUCCGGCGUCGCCUCCACCGGCGCCGGCACGAGCUCCGACUCUCCUGCCGCGCCGCCGCCGAGCCAGUGACUCCGGCCGAGCCACCGGUCGGCCGAUCGCUCGGGACAACUUCCAUUUUGUGAAGCAAUCUUUCGCCUUGAAUUGUUUCUAUCUUCUAUAUGAUAUUGUGAAUAUACAUGCUUUGGGUUAUUUUUUCUCUCUCUAAUUUCUUUUUUUCCAGUGGUAUUUUAGAUUUUUAUC
This is a messenger RNA of Syzygium oleosum, 1265 nucleotides long. Its product is annotated as transcription factor bHLH148-like. The transcript has a single exon. Bases 396 to 1094 code for a protein of 232 amino acids. The record is from RefSeq and is a predicted model, not a curated record. Gene Ontology annotation, molecular function: protein dimerization activity. Lineage: Eukaryota; Viridiplantae; Streptophyta; Magnoliopsida; Myrtales; Myrtaceae. Gene Ontology annotation, biological process: regulation of DNA-templated transcription.